AUGCGUCUGGCUACCAUCCUGAGCGCUGUUGUCCUCCCCCUCGCUGCCCUCGCGGCUGAGGAGAAGAUUACAACAGUGACAUCCACAACAGAGGUGACUCUCACCAAAACCGUGACCCUGCGUCGCGCCCAAGUCACCGGCCACGUCAAUGGCACUGUUGUCUACACCACUACGCCAACCGCUACGGCAACCACCACAUCAGAGGCUGCUGCAGCCACCGCGACAGACGAGAACGCUGGUUCGGCGUUCGCUCCAGCCAAGUUCGCGGCAGCCGCCUUUGCCAGUCUCGUUGCAGCUGCCCUGCUUUGA
Messenger RNA from Thermochaetoides thermophila DSM 1495, 309 nucleotides. RefSeq lists its product as uncharacterized. Bases 1 to 309 code for a protein of 102 amino acids. Lineage: Eukaryota; Fungi; Ascomycota; Sordariomycetes; Sordariales; Chaetomiaceae. The record is from RefSeq and is a predicted model, not a curated record. The transcript has a single exon.